GCUUCACGCAGGACCCAAAACAUCAACUUAGCAGCAGUGUUAGCAUUAGCUGUGACUCUCAAAACUGGAAGGACCGGUGUUUUAAAGAGGAAAUAGCAACAUGAGUGUGUCACCAGCAGUCACCACAUUGUGUGAGAAUUCGAACGAAGUCUUCCUCGACGUGGCCAAGUUGUUACUCACAUAUGCGGACAAUAUUCUAAGGAAUCCAAAUGAGGAAAAGUACAGGUCGAUCCGCAUAGGAAAUCCUACUUUCUCCACCAAGCUGCUGCCCGUCAAAGGAGCUGUGGAAUGUCUCUUUGAGAUGGGAUUUGAGGAGGCAGAGACCCACCUGGUGUGGCCCAGGUCUGCGUCAAUGCAACAGCUGAAGCUCAUCAGGGAAUCCAUAGCAGCAGAGAGGAAUCAGAGGCUACAAGGAGGACAGCCUGUCCAACCAGGAGCUCAGGUUGCUGGAGCCUCAGCACCAGACAGCCUCGCUCCUGCUCCUGCUGCUGCUGCUCCUGCCAGUCAGCCAAUUCCACCAUGUCCAUCACAGCCAUCAUCCCUGCAAAAGAGUAUGAGCUUCUUCGUGACUCUCGAGGCAAACUCCCAGCAUGUGAUGAUGUAUGAAAAGCCUGAAUGGCAGCAGAAAGCUCUGAGUCACAUCCCUCACCAGCAGCUGUCAUCGGCUGCUCAACACAAGCUGAAGGAGGCUAAAGCUGCCGACCCAGAUUGUAAACUUGGAAUAGAAGACUUCCUGGUGCUGGAGUUACUUAGGUGGUUCAAGCAGGAUUUCUUCUCCUGGGUGAACAGUUUACCCUGCAGCCGCUGUGGGGGUCCCACAGAGAACGCCAGCUCCCUCAGUCCCAGCUCUGAGGAUAUGCUCUGGGGAGCUCAGCGAGUGGAGAACCAUUACUGUCAGCUCUGUAGGUUCUCCACAAGAUUCCCAAGGUACAACCAUCCCGGGAAGCUGCUGGAAACCAGGAGGGGGCGCUGUGGGGAGUGGGCAAACUGUUUCACCCUGUGCUGCAGAGCCAUUGGCUUGGAAGCCAGGUAUAUCUGGGAUAGUACAGACCACGUGUGGACAGAGAUUUACUCGCACGCUCAGCGUCGUUGGCUGCACUGUGACUCGUGUGAGAAUGUCUGUGACAAGCCUCUUCUUUAUGAGGUUGGCUGGGGGAAGAAACUGGCCUAUGUCCUGGCUUUCUCUAAGGACCAGGUGGUGGAUGUGACGUGGAGAUAUUCCUGCAAACAUCCAGAGGUUUUGUCUAGGAGGACCAGUGUUAAAGAGACCUGGCUGUGUCGCACCAUUAAUGGGCUCAACAACUCAAGGCAACAGGGUUUGAGUCCAGGCAGGAAGAAGGACCUGACGGAGAGGCUGCUUGUUGAGCUGGUGGAGUUUAUUUCCCCAAAGAAGCCGAAACCAGGAGAGCUGGGGGGACGCAACUCAGGCUCUAUGGCCUGGAGGACGGCAAGGGGGGAGACCAAAGCGGCCGAGUCUUCAACACAGGCUGAAGGUUACGUGUUUACUCCCACUGAGAAAGAGAAGAGUGACCGGUUACUGCACGUGUGCUACAGUGCAACUAAAGACCAGUACUGUCGACUGUCCAACAGCUCUGAGGUAGUUCAGGGUUGGGAUCAGUGCGUGUGGAGGAAGGAGUCGGUCUUCAGAAUGUUGGAAAAGGACUGGCAGAUGGUGUACAUCUCUCGAACAGAAGGCUCCUCUACAGGACGAAUGAGCUGGAAGUUUGAUUUUGCUGCAGUCGGGAUGAAGAUGAAGUCUGUCUCGAUCAGGACCAGUAGCCAGACCUUCAACACAGGGAAAGUCUGCUGGUCCUUGCAGUCAGGCCUAACUACUACAGAAUUCUGUGGAGAUGGGAAAAUGCAGUCGUUCCCCAGUUUGUCCGGCUCGUUGGACAUCGUGGUCGUAGCAGAACUCAGCGGGGGAGAAGGGGAGGCAUCUUGGCAGCACUCUCAGCUGUUCAGACAGAGCCUGAAGGAGACAGAGGAGUCUUCAUUUGAAAUCCUCAUCCACCUAGAAGAUGCCUAACGGUUGCUACACUCAACAGAACUGGAUCCAUAAUACUUUUUAAUUAGUUUCUGCUCUAAUGAGUCCAGUGGUUACCGUUUAAAAUAUAGUUAGAGCUCUAAAAUGGUCUUUUUUUUUGUUGAAUCAGUACAAUAUGUGUCAGUCCACCGGGUGGUGAAAUAUGCACGAUCUAAUGAUUGACAGCAACAGCUUGUUCUAUCCCAGAUAUUGCAGUUUGCUUUUCACAAACAAGAACGCAGCAGCACACAGGACAUUGACGUUGUCCCCUAUCACCAAAAGUGCUCUUGAUAUCUUCAUUGGUGUCCCCUACAUGUAUGGCACCUCUAUUUCAUCCUGAGGCAAUGUGUAUUCUUUGUUUUCAGUUUAGAGUCUGUUGCAUGUUAGAAACGUCAUCAACCCACCCACUCGCUGUGUUCUCACAUUGCCUCAUUUAGACUGAGUUUUUACUAGCCAGGAAAAAAACUCUGGGGAAAGUCUAGAGACUCAUACUUGCACAUUUGCGCUCUCACACACAGCCUCUCCGGAGAAUGUUCUGAGAUUCUUCUAAGUUCAGUGCGUGUCUGAAAGCAGCUAAUGAGACAUGGAGUCUGAGACAGAGUUUUCACCAUGAAGCCAUGGAGUUUUUGUAACCUAUACUUCUUUGUAAUUUGCAAACCAUGUGUUGAAACCCUCAUCAGCUCAGGUAUCUCCAGUUCCAAUUAUUGUUAAGUGUGUUAUUUUCGACACAAUGUGUGUUACUGUCUUUACAGUGGGCUAUGGUUUUGUUCUAUCUCAUCAGCCCCAGUUAGAGCAUGGAUAAUUGUGUGCGUAAUGAUAAACGGAGGAGUGUAAUGUUAGGAUUGGUGUUAUGGAAAUACGCUGUGUGGUUCUGCUGGUAUAAUAAAGAUAUUUUUUGCA
Messenger RNA from Limanda limanda (common dab), 2923 nucleotides. RefSeq names its product N-glycanase 1 (gene ngly1). Gene Ontology annotation, molecular function: peptide-N4-(N-acetyl-beta-glucosaminyl)asparagine amidase activity. The transcript has 12 exons. Gene Ontology annotation, biological process: protein quality control for misfolded or incompletely synthesized proteins; glycoprotein catabolic process; protein deglycosylation. The coding region runs from base 101 to 2026 and encodes 641 amino acids. Gene Ontology annotation, cellular component: cytoplasm; nucleus; cytosol. The record is from RefSeq and is a predicted model, not a curated record. NCBI's taxonomy places the organism in Eukaryota, Metazoa, Chordata, Actinopteri, Pleuronectiformes, Pleuronectidae.